This is a messenger RNA of Coregonus sp. 'balchen', 12238 nucleotides long. The record is from the annotation of a GenBank genome assembly. Lineage: Eukaryota; Metazoa; Chordata; Actinopteri; Salmoniformes; Salmonidae.
GAGCUGAUGAGAAUGGGAAUGAAGGUAGGUGACUGACUUGCUACCUUAUACUGUAGUGGAAGACUGCAGUUGAGCAAAUUCACACUUCGCACUGCUAUCUGUUCAUUAUAUCCCAAAAUGCAUUGCUCAGAAUAUUUACUGUCAUGGGGAUGGCACUAAAACAGAAUGGAGGCAUUAUACUGUGCAAGGUAUUUUAUCAAUUUCACAGUUCCAAAAUGUAUUAUGCUGGUGAUGCUGUCAUUUUCAGGGUCUUCAAACAUCUUCGCCAUGACUUUGUUAUUAAUUCAUGCCUCCAAUUGUAUGAAUAUUGAUGCUCUCUGAAUUGGUAGUGUUCUGUUCAGAUAAAGGCAGCUCCUGGAACACUGGUGAAGGAGGCUUCAGGGGAAGAGGCAGAGGUGCGACUUGUGGUUCUUUCUGAAAUAAACAGAUUGGGAAAAAUUAUUUUCUGGGUCAUUAACUUUCUGGAACAAUUUGGGUAAUUGCUUAACUCUUAAUUGUGAUUUCUGCUCCCUAAAUGCAUCACAUUGCUGUCUCAACAGGGGGCGGCAGAGGAUCAAGGGGAGGAGGCUUCCGAAACGGUACUGUAACACUUCAUUUAGAAACUAUUCUUAUCCUCUAGUCCUCAUGCCCCACACUGUCAUUUCUAUUGAUGAGCAGAAUCUUAAUAAACAUUAUGCCCUGAUUUUUAAGUGUUUCUUGUAUAUAGUCUUAUCCAUCUAGCUAUUGGACAUAAUGGUUUGCACGUGUGUUUUGUGAAAUAAACCGUUUUGACUUUUUACAGGGGAUGAUGGCAAUGAUGGUGGUAUGUUGGUUUUGAUAUUCUCUACAUGCAAUAAUUUAAUCAUUCUAGAUGGUUGGCUCAGUUUAAAUUCUCAUUGUCCUUCCAAUAGUUUCUGGAUGUCUUUUCACCUUUAAAUAUCUUGUUGACCAUGCUCUUGUCCAAUAGUAGUGAUAAAAAGGGUGUCAGGUAGACUAGCGGUUAAGAGCGUUGGGCCAAUAAAGGGUUGUGCGUUCAAAUCCCUGAGCCGACUAGGUGAAAAAUCUAUGUACCCUUGAGCAAGGCACUUAACCCUAAUUGCUCCUGUAAGUGUCUAUACGUAGUCACUUUACCCCUACCUACAUGUACAAAUUACCUCGACUAACCUGUACCCCGCACAUUGACUUGGUACCGGUACCCCCUGUAUAUAGCCUCUUUAUUGUUACUUUUUAUUUUUCAUUUUAGUUUAGUAAAUAUUUUCUUAACUAUUUCUUGAACUGCAUUAUUAAGGGCUUGUAAGUAAGCAUUUCACUGUAAGGUCAACACCUGUUGUAUUCGGCGAAUGUGACAAAUAACAUUUGAUUUGAAGUCUCUCUGGAUAAGUGUACUAAAUGACAAAUGUAAAUAUGGAGGUUAACAUUUUUGUGUAUGAUGGUUUACACUGUUCUUUCUCAAAUUUGAAGUGGUGAGCUAAUGAAAUCUAUCAUGCGGUUUUAUGGCUUUUUUUUUACUGAAGUCCUCGCUUUUCAGGGUUUGGAGGUGGCCGGGGAGGCAGAGGUGGCAGGGGAGGCUUCCGAUCAGGUAAAUCUGCACAUCACUUGAGGAAAUUCUAAAAUAUUCCCUCAAAUACUGAUUUUGAAAUCUAUCCUUGGUCUUGUACCAGUGAUGAGUAUCAUUCAAAGAUGCCUGGUUUAUAUGUGAAGGUUAUGGCAACCCUAAAAUAUUUUCAGAUCUGCCAACCUGUACGCGUUUUGCGUACCAUGCAUGUAAUUUGAGGUCAAAGUAUGCUGGUGUGAAAAACUACCAUAAAAUGCACAAAAAUGGGCUUCUAGUUGGUACAUUGUAUAUGUUUGACCACCUCAAUUUCAUUUAGGAUCAAACAAGACUUCUGUGUUGGCUACGUUUUGAUAUUAUUUAAGACUAGGUUUCAGGAAAUGGCAGCUGCAGGUUUAAAAAUAAAUAAAACUGCUUCAACUUCCUGAGGGAGAACAUGACUGACAUCCUCCGGAAUGACCUCCAACCUUAUGCUUACAUCAGCACCACCUUGUCAGAAAAUUCUAGAGAGCCCUGAUUUGUACAUUUAAACUUGUUUCUAGUUAGCUACUGAAGAGAAGCCAAGUACCCAUUCCUACUGAGGCAGUGUUCUGCCAUUACGCAAAAAAAAAAAGUCAAUUUGCCUUUGAUUUGAGCAGUGUGGGUGUUUGUAUGCGCACUGUAGUGUGGGCCGGGUUUGCCAUAAAAAUUAUUCAAGGUUGGCAUGUCUGUGUUUUCCUCAUGCUUCAUAUCUGUUGAAAUGCUCUAGGGAAAGUUGUCGCUAACUAUGGCUUGUUUCAGGUGGUGGUGAUGAAGGCGGAAGAGGAGGAUUUGGCGGAGGAGGUGAUUUAGGGCCCUGUAAAAUCGUAUUUUUCCCAAAUUCUGUUUUUCCAGGUUUCAGUUUCUCUAUUUUUCAGGUUUUCACUCUCAAUCAAUUUUAACAGAAACUACUACAUUGGAUGUUUAAGUCAAUAAUGGCUAAACCACUCCAGGAGACUACUUUUGAGGUCUAGGACAAAUUAGACAUUUUAUUUUUGGGUAUAAUUACCCUUAUAAUUCCAGUGUGCACCUAGCAAGAGGCACUGUUUAUGUAGCACAGUUUGCAAAACCGAUACUCACUGGAUUGAUUAAAAUCAUAUUAUGUCAGGUAAGCAUAGGCUACUUUGUAGUUAACAUUUAAUUUAGAAGGUUUUUGGGAAAGAAAGCCUUUCCGUCUACCAGAAGACUUUUCAUUAGCAUCACUAAUGGCUACACGGUGAUAGACGCGCGCACCGCACACAGACGGGGAAUUCUUGUUGCCUCUUAAGAGUUGCAGGAAAUACGAAUCACUGACGCAUUCUGUUAAUGUCUUAUGAUUAACUUUAGCAAAUUAAGUUUCUAUACGUUUAUGCUGAACAAAAAUAUAAUGCAACAUGAAAUUAUUUGACUGAGUUACAAUUCAUAAGGAAAUUUGUCAAUUUAAAUAAAUUCAUUUGGCCCAAAUCUAUGGAUUUCACAUGACUGGCCAGGGGUGUGGCCUUGGGUGCCAGGCCCAGCCAAUCAGAAUGAGUUUUUCCCCUCAAGGGCUUUAUUACAGACAAAAAUACUCCUCGGUUUCAUCAGACUGUCCGGGUGGCUGGUCUCAGACGAUCCCACAGGUGAAGACUGAUGUGGAGGUCCUGGGCUGGCGUGGUUACACUUAGUCUACGGCUGUGAGGCCGGUUGGACGUAAUGCCAAAUUCUCUUAAAUGAUAGAGGCUGCGUAUGGUAGAGAAAUUAAUAUAACAUUUUCUGGCAACAGCUCUGGCGGACAUUCAUGCAGUCCGCAUGCCAAUUGCACGCUCACUCAACUUCAGACAACUGUGGCAUUGUGUUGUGACAAAAUUGCACAUUUUAGUGGCCUUUUAUUGUCCCCAGCACAAUGUGCGCCUGUGUAAUGAUCAUGCUGUUUAAUCAGCCUGUUGAUAUGCCACACCUGUCAGGUGGACGGAUUAUCUCAAGGAGAAAUGCUCACUAAAAGGGAUGUAAACUAAUUUGUGCAAAAAAAUUGAAAUAAGCUUUUUGUGCAUAUGGAACAUUUCUGAUUUAUUUCAGCUCAUGAAACAUGGGACCAACACUUUACAUGUUUAUUUUUGUCCAUUAUAGUUAAUUCCCUACUAAGUUCAAUAGUUUGUUUUAUAUUGUUGAUGUCUGUUUUGCCUGGAUAGUGAUUCAAUCAGUGUUCUUUGCAUCACAGAUUAUAUAGAGCCCUAGUAAUUGGCCUUAUGUUUAAGAGAUUGAGAUACUGCUGUCACAGCAAGCCUUAUUGUGAAACUUCCCAUGUCCUAUCAUUCCAGGUUAUCGUGGACGAGAUGAGGAAGUAUUCUCUAAAGGUUCCAUGUUUUUCAUUUCUUACUUAAUAAUUUCCUUGACCUGAUGUUGAAUGCGUUUGCAUUUCAAAAUGUCUGUUUAUGUGGUAUUUCCACCUAUUUUAGGUUCAACCAUGGCUGGGGAGGGUGGUGAAGAUGGUGAAAAUCCAGGUUUGUAUGUUAUGCAAGGAAGCAUUUCGUUGGACAAUGUAUACCAGUGAUCAACUAGAUUUAUAAAAAAUAAAACAAAUCUGAGUGGCUGGUCAGGUGUCCAGAACGUAAUUACACAUUUGUAGACAGCAAAUUGACCGCAAGAAGCCCAAACAGAUGUUUGACUAAAACAUAAUCAUUUCAAAUCUUGCUUACAUUUGUAUACGACCACGUCGUCUCUAUUAUGCGUAGGAAUACUUGGGAACCGAUUACCUGGUGUUCUUUUACUGCGUCGUGUCCAACAAUGAACUUUUUUUUAAAAAAUUAUCAGAACUUGGGGGGGGGGGGGGGGUAAAACCUGGCCUGCAGGCCGCCAUUUGGGGAACCCUGAUGUAUCCCUUACAUUCGACUUAUAAAACGUAAAACUGUUCAAUAUUGUUCCAAACGAUAUUUAAAGGGAGCCAUUGCAUACUAUUGUUUUUGUUGCAUGUAUUAAAUGGUGGUGCUACAAUUACUUGGGUCUCCUUUCAAUAUUGACAAGAAGGCUGCUUCUCUGCCCUUUAACAUUCAGUUGCAGAAAGUUGCCUGUACAUUUAUUCAAUACUUAAUGUGAUCACGCUCGUUUAACCUCACUCUCCCAUCAGGUCCCCCAAAGGUGACCUACGUGCCUGAAGCCCUCUGUGAGGAGGAGUCGUCCAUUUUUGCCCAUUAUGAGUCGGGCAUCAACUUUGACAAGUACGAUGACAUCCUGGUCGACGUCAGCGGCAGCAAUCCGCCAAAGGCAAUCAUGGUGAGUGCCUUACUGGAGGCCUGUGGCCUUAAAGUGCUCAUCUCCUUACAUUCAUGACUGAAUAGGCUUCCCCAAUAUUUCACACAUCAUUCAACCCUCCAAUCGGUUGCAUCAUUAGAAAGAACAAGGAAAAUGGUAUGAGGUCGGGGGAUGGCCCCAGAGCUGCACUUGCACCUUAAAUGCUGGAUUGUCAUAAAAAAAAAAAGUUUUAAAGCAAUGGCUGGAUAAUUGGCGUAUACUGGUUGUUGUAUUGUUAAAUGAGCUGCUAGUGAUGGCAACGUUGCUGUGAUUUUGAGACUGUAACAACCGGUUUUCCUCUUAGGCUUUUGAAGAGGCUGCCCUGUGUGAAUCUCUGAACAGGAACGUCAUUAAGUCUGGCUAUAAGAAGCCCACCCCAGUACAGAAGCAUGGCAUCCCCAUCAUCUCCGCUGGCCGGGACCUCAUGGCCUGUGCCCAGACUGGAUCUGGGAAAACAGUGAGUUGCCCCUGUAGAACUGAAAACCUUAAGUAAAACGUCCUAUUUAGCAAGCAGUCUUAAUCCCACUUUUCUUUGUGAAUGUGUACUAGCUGAAUGUAGUGGGUCAAACAUUAGCAUGUGAAAUGGCGCGCUGGUCAUAUUUACUCUUGGUCAACCGGGUUAACAUACUCGGGUAUAAAUCUAUAGCACUUGUGUUGGCUAGCGUGUGUAAGCCUGUGGGUAGAAUAAGUAUUGUAACUUUGCCCCCCCCCCCCCCCCAGGCUGCGUUCCUGCUACCCAUCCUGCAGCAGCUGAUGGCAGACGGCGUGGCAGCUAGUCGGUUCAGCGAAGUGCAGGAGCCAGAGGUUAUCAUAGUGGCCCCAACCAGGGAACUCAUCAACCAGAUCUACAUGGAAGCCAGGAAGUUUGCCCACGGGUAUGCAGUUAUGUUCACUGCAUAUUUCAAAGGGAGUACAGUGCCUUGCAAAAAGUAUUCAUCUGCCUUAGCGUUUUUCCCUAUUUUGUUGCAUUACAACCUCUAAUUUAAAUGGAUUUUUAUUGGAUUCCAUGAAAUGGACAUACACAAAAUAGUCAAUUGGAGAAAUGAAAAAAAUUACUUGUUUUAAAAAAUAACGGAAAAGUGGUGCGUGCAUAUGUAUUCACCCCCUUUGCUAUGAAGCCCCUUAAUAAGAUCAGGUGCAACCGGUUACCUUCAGAUGUCACAAUUAGUUAAAGUCCACCUGUGUGCAAUUAAGUGUCACAUGAUCUCAGUGUGUGUGGUAGAGAGAUAGAUAUCUGUUCUGAAAGGCCCCAGAGUCUGCAACACCACUAAGCAAGGGGCAUCACCAAGCAAGCGACACAAUGAAGACCAAGGAGCUCUGCAAACGGGUCAGGGACAAAGUUGUGGAGAAGUACAGAUCAGGGUUGGGUUAUAAAAAAAAAAAAGAUCUGAAACAUUGAACAUCCCACGGAGCACCAUUAAAUCCAUUAUUAAAAAAUGGAAAGAAAAUGGCACAACAACAAACCUGCCAAGAGAGGGCCGCCCACCAAAACUCACGGACCAGGCAAGGAGGGCAUUAAUUAGAGGCAACAAAGAGACCAAAGAUAACCCUGAAGGAGCUGCAAAGCUCCACAGCAGAGAUUGGAGUAUCUGUUCAUAGGACCACUUUAAGCCGUACACUCCACAGAGCUGGGCUUUAUGGAAGAGUGGCCAGAAAAAAGCCAUUGCUUAAAGAAAAAAAUAAGCAAACACGUUUGGUGUUCGCCAAAAGGCAUGUGGGAGACUACCCAAACAUGGAAGAAGGUACUCUGGUCAGAUGAGACUAAAAUUGAGCUUUUUGGCCAUCAAGGAAGGCGAUAUGUCUUGCGCAAAUCCAACACCUCAUCACCCCGAGAACACCAUCCCCACAGUGAAGCAUGGUGGUGGCAGCAUCAUGCUGUGGGGAUGUUUUUCAUUGGCAGGGACUGGGAAACUAGUCAGAAUUGAAGGAAUGAUGUAGUUGGCGCUGAAUACAGGGAAAUUCUUGAGGGAAACCUGUUUCAGUCUUCCAGAGAUUUGAGACUGGGACGGAGGUUCAACUUCCAGCAGGACAAUGACCCUAAGCAUACUGCUAAAGCAACACUUGAGUGGCAUAAGGGGAAACAUUUAAUUGUAUUGGAAUGUCCUAGUCAAAAGGUGGCUCUACAAAGUUUUGACUUUAGGGGGGUGAAUAGUUAUGCACGCUCAAGUUCUGUGUAAAGACAAAAAAACUGAGCUUGAGCGUGCAUAAUUUUUUUUACUUUGCAUCUUCAAAGUGGUAAGCAUAUUGUGUAAAUGAAAUGAUACAAACCCCCCAAAAAAUCCAUUUUAAUUCCAGGUUGUAAGGCAACAAAAUAUGAAAAAUGCCAAGGGGUGUGAAUACUUUUGCAAGCCACUGUAUGUUAAACCCUUUCUCACCACCUGCGCUUUUCAAAAGUAAUAGUGGAAAUGGAGCUAAAUAUCAUUUAGUUCUUAUGGCAAAAGUUCAGGUAAAAUCUUUCAAGAUUGGAAUGUUAGCAAAUAAAUCCAAUGGACAGUAGUAUUCUGAUUCUGCAGACUUUAUUCCGCUGUCUUUUGUAGAACUUGUGUGCGUCCAGUGGUGGUUUACGGAGGCAUAAGCACUGGUCACACCAUUCGUGAGGUACUGAAGGGCUGCAAUGUGCUGUGUGGGACUCCAGGAAGACUGAUGGACAUUAUUGGAAGAGGAAAGGUAAUGAAUCAGUGCUUCGAUAACAAAUACAUAUUUGAAUCAAUCCUUGAGUAGUCAGCAGCCAGUUGAAACCAUCAGUUAACCUAGUCCAUUUUAGCCUCUUCUGUCUACUUCCCCAGAUUGGCUUGAGCAAGCUGCGUUACCUGGUGCUGGACGAGGCUGACAGGAUGCUGGACAUGGGCUUUGAGCCUGCGAUGCGCAAGCUGGUGGGGUCCCCAGGCAUGCCAGCUAAAGAGAACCGCCAGACCCUCAUGUUCAGCGCCACCUACCCCGAGGACAUCCAAAAGUCUGUCUCCCAGAUAACUGCGAUAAACCAUGAUUUUAAAUGAACUUUGAAAUAUUUCAAGGUUUCUAGCGGAUGUAUUGCUUUUUUUUACAUACAGUGGGGGGGGGAAGUAUUUAGUCAGCCACCAAUUGUGCAAGUUCUCCCACUUAAAAAUAUGAGGCCUGUAAUUUAUCAUAGGUACACGUCAACUAUGACAGACACAAUGAGAAUUUUUUUUUCUCCAGAAAAUCACAUUUUUUAUGAAUUUAUUUGCAAAUUAUGGUGGAAAAUAAGUAUUUGGUCAAUAACAAAAGUUUCCCAAUACUUUGUUAUAUACCCUUUGUUGGCAAUGACACAGGUCAAACGUUUUCUGUAAGUCUUCACAAGGUUUUCACACACUGUUGCUGGUAUUUUGGCCCAUUCCUCCAUGCAGAUCUCCUCUAGAGCAGUGAUGUUUUGGGGCUAUCGCUGGGCAACACGGACUUUCAACUCCCUCCAAAGAUUUUCUAUGGGGUUGAGAUCUGGAGACUGGCUAGACCACUCCAGGACCUUGAAAUGCUUCUUACGAAGCCACUCCUUCGUUGCCCGGGCGGUGUGUUUGGGAUCAUUGUCAUGCUGAAAGACCCAGCCACGUUUCAUCUUCAAUGCCCUUGCUGAUGGAAGGAGGUUUUCACUCAAAAUCUCACGAUACAUGGCCCCAUUCAUUCUUUCCUUUACACGGAUCAGUCGUCCUGGUCCCUUUGCAGAAAAACAGCCCCAAAGCAUGAUGUUUCCACCCCCAUGCUUCACAGUAGGCAGUGGCGGCUCCUGAAAAAAUUCUCAGGGGGGGGCAAUUUUUCUGAUGAUUUAGGUGACCUACACACAUUUUAAAAAAGAUAUGUCCAGCAACAACAUGAAGACAGGGGCAGCAUAUAGGUCAAUACCAGAAGCAUUUAUUGACUGAUCUCAAAAGUGUUGGCUUACCAGGGUUGGUGGAGCCCUCAGUUUCAUCUUUGCCUCGCAAAGCUAACUCAAACACUCCGCAAAACUUCACACACUGGAUUAGCCGGCUGAGGAUGUGGCGGUUCUUGCUAAUGUCGUAGUAAAUAUAUUUGUUAUAGUGAAUAUGAUAUGUUGAGUAAAAUGUUGUGCUAAGAUCUAUUUAGGUCAGGAGCUGGUUAUAAGUUCUGUUCCUAUCCAAUAACAAUGGACAAAAGGGUCCUAUCUUGUCAGCCUUGUCAGUUUCAGUUCUCCAGUAAACUUGUGAUUAUCAACACUAACCUCAUCGUUGUGGCGGCGGACAGCUAGCCUGUAUCCCUCAUCCAGUUGAGUGGGAAUGUUCACUCUCCCCAAAGCAGACAAUCUCAAACAGCUAUUUGACAGCUCAUGUUUCUUAAUCUUUCCUGAAAGAUGGUGCAUGUCCGUUACACACCAGUCGCUGUCCAAGCGGUGCUGUCUGCCGUGCCGCCUUCAGGGUGAAAGAGUAAGCAGGGGGUAGCAGAAGACUGCAUUAGCUACAUCGCAGCCUGCUAGCCAGGUUUUUCGUUCGUACCAAUUUUUGGAAAAUCCUCGGGUGUAGGACUUCCCCCCUUUAGUAGAAACCUGUUGAAUUAUUAAAUUUGGUCUGGGAGGUCCUAAUUGUUUCGUUGCCAAUUUAUCUUCAUUUGUUCGCCGACAAAAAGUAACUUAUUUCAAAGAGACAAUCGAGUUGCACUGAACGCUAUAGCCAUCUUGAUAGUAGUAAGUGAAUUGAUUGAUGAGGCUACCCGCUCUUUUCUUAGUUACGUUCAUGGUUAUGUUACGUAUGACGAAAGCGCGUAAGUGCAAGCCCUCAGAAACCCAUAGAGAUUGUAUUGAAAGCUCUGAUAUUUGAAAAAAAUAGAUUUUACAUGGGAGUCUAUGACAGACUUCUGGGCGAUUUUCAACCUGACUGAAAUUGCCCCAAAAGGGGGGGGGGGGCAUUUGACGCACGACUUUAGCCUGAUUGGACAUUUAGUGGCACUGUGGCAGAUCAGACGUCUAGAUUACAACACUGAUAACUACUGUUGCCGUGAUAUAAUUGAUUAGGGAAAAAAUCCCUUCCUUUUCCCGUUUGGCAGUGCAUCGCCCUAUUGAACACACCGCCCCUGACAGUAGGUAUGGUGGUGUUUGGAUGCAACUCACCAUUCUUUGUCCUCCAAACACGACGAGUUGAGUUUUUACCAAAAAGUUAUAUUUUGGUUUCAUCUGACAUUCUUCCAAUCCUCUUCUGGAUCAUCCAAAUGCACUCUAGCAAACUUCAGACUGGCCUGGACAUGUACUGGCUUAAGCAGGGGGACACGUCUUGCACUGCAGGAUUUGAGUCCCUGGCGGCGUAGUGUGUUACUGAUGGUAGGCUUUGUUACUUUGGUCCCAGCUCUCUGCAGGUCAUUCACUAGGUCCCCCCGUGUGGUUCUGGGAUUUUUGCUCACCGUUCUUGUGAUCAUUUUGACCCCACGGGGUGAGAUCUUGUGUGGAGCCCCAGAUCGAGGAGAGAUUAUCAGUGGGCUUGUAUGUCUUCCAUUUCCUAAUAAUUGCUCCCACAGUUGAUUUCUUCAAACCAAGCUGCUUACCUAUUGCAGAUUCAGUCUUCCCAGCCUGGUGCAGGUCUACAAUUUUGUUUCUGGUGUCCUUUGACAGCUCUUUGGUCUUGGCCAUAGUGGAGUUUGGAGUGUGACUGUUUGAGGUUGUGGACAGGUGUCUUUUAUACUGAUAACAAGUUCAAACAGGUGCCAUUAAUACAGGGUAACGAGUGGAGGACAGAGGAGCCUCUUAAAGAAGAAGUUACAGGUCUGUGAGAGCCAGAAAUCUUGCUUGUUUGUAGGUGACCAAAUACUUAUUUUCCACCAUAAUUUGCAAAUAAAUUCAUAAAAAAUCCUACAAUGUGAUUUUCUGGAUAUUUUUUUCUCAUUUUGUCUGUCAUAGUUGACGUGUACCUAUGAUAUAAAUUACAGGCCUCAUCUUUUUAAGUGGGAGAACUUGCACAAUUGGUGGCUGACUAAAUACUUUUUUCCCCCACUAUGCUUUUUACUUUUGCGCAGCUUUGUACAGAAUUUCCAUGUAAAGGAUAAUUCAGUAGAACCAGUCAUGGCACGAUUCUAAAUGGUUGUUGUAUGUUUAUAUGAUGCCGUGUUGUCCUGUGGUUUUAAGACUGGCUGCGGACUUCCUGAAGAAGGACUAUCUGUUCCUUGCUGUGGGCGUGGUGGGCGGAGCCUGCAGUGAUGUGGAGCAGGUUGUGGUUCAGGUGACCAAGUUCUCCAAAAGAGACCAACUACUAGAGGUCCUCAAGACUACAGGUACCAUCAGUACUUUGCUAUAUGAGCGUUGGCACCUCGCAUGCUAACACUUAAACCACUAUUCAGUGCAUCCAAAUUAUAUUUUCAUGUUGAAGGGCAUAUUCUGCAUUCACAGGGUCUGAACGCACAAUGGUCUUUGUAGAAACCAAGAGGCAGGCUGACUUUAUCGCAACAUUCCUGUGUCAGGAGAAGGUUAAUACUACUAGUAUUCACGGGUAAGGAACUGUCUUCAAGUGAUUUACCCCAUAGUCAUUGCCAGUUGGGCCUCAGAUGUCUUGUUAGUCGUUGUCCAGCUGUAUGACGUGUCAUUUGGUGUUUUUUGUCAGUGACCGUGAGCAGAGGGAGCGAGAACAGGCGCUCGGCGACUUCCGCUCAGGAAAGUGUCCUGUCCUGGUGGCCACCUCUGUUGCUGCCCGCGGACUGGACAUCAAGGAUGUCCAACACGUAGUCAACUUUGACCUCCCCAACAACAUUGACGAGUACGUCCACCGCAUCGGGAGAACAGGCCGCUGUGGGAACACCGGGAGAGCUGUGUGUUUCUUUGACCCGGAGGCCGACGGCAACCUGGCACGCUCCCUGGUCAAAGUCCUGUCUGGUGUAAGUGAUUUCAAUCUGCUCCAGUCAAAGCAGCCUUUACAGAUGGAUCAGCCCCACUGUCCGUCACAACACCUUUGUUAUUGUUUUUGUUUUGUGGAUGAAACAUAUGUGUGUCAAGCAGUGUUUAAAAAAUAUAUAUAAUAAUUAAGUACAUAUUCUGCUGUUCUAUUGUCUGAGAGGGAAAAAGGUGUUUGCAGUUACUUUGUAAUAUCCCAAACGGACGUGGCAGUUUCACCAUUAAUGAUUCCAGCUUUAAGGCCUGCUAGCUAGUCAAAAGCAGACUUGGAACUAAAAUACAAAUGUAUUCUCACUGCAAUUACUUUUCACAGGCCCAGCAGGAGGUGCCCAAAUGGCUGGAGGAAGCGGCCUUCAGUGCUCAUGGCACUACAGGGUUCAACCCAGGUGGGAGAACCUUUGCCUCCACUGAUAGCAGGAAGGUAUGGAUCCGGUCUAGCGCUGUUAUUUCCCAUUGAACACUGUUUUAGUGGCUACAUGUUUAGUGUUGUCGUUGUUGACACGUGGUUCCUCUCUUGACCUCAGGGUGGAUCUUUCCAGAGCGACAGGGCGAGUCAACCAGCUGCUCCCCCCAGCGGUGGCUUAGAUGACGAUGAGUGGGAGUGA